AUGGACUCAGCCAAUCUGGGCUGGCUCCAGCCCGUAUAUGCAAACUCGACUUCCAUGGAAGAAAUGCGUGAGCGAUUCGUGGAACAAGGUUACCUUUGGGUCAAAGGACUCGUCCCACGCGAAGAUAUCUUGGACUUUAGGCGCAAGUACUUUGAAUUCAUGGCUCCUACUGGAGUUCUCAAGGAAGGAACCGACCCCAUUGAUGGCAUAUACUGCGGAGCAGAUCCGGAACAAUACCUACCUCCCGGGAAUGGACGUGAAGGUCACAACACAGAAAAGGCAGAACAGUUCAUCCAACGCAAUAUCGAAGCCCACCAUUCCCAAUGGCUAGAAGCUAUUACAACACACCCAACGAUAUUUAAGUUUGUCCAAGAAUUUACCCAGUGGCCCGCAGUUAAGCUUCUCAAACGGCAGAUGCUUAGGGCAAAUGUCCCUGGUGCCGAGACAACAGCAGUUCAUUACGAUCAUAUAUUUCUUCGCUACGGCCCGCCGACUUUCUUGACUGCUUGGCUUCCUUUCGGUGACAUCCCGGUCGAGGGUGGUGGGCUAACCUACCUCGAGAAUGCUGUACCCAUCGCUCAAGCUAUUGAAAAUGAUUUCACAAAGCGCGCUGAAAAAUUCACCCUGGAAGAACGACUGAGCGCAUUCAACGCCAACAUGUCACGAGGUGGCGCGUUGAGUCACGAUUCACAAGAGUUCAGCCGUGCGUAUGGUAACCAGAAAUGGCUUAUUGCCGACUAUGAGGUGGGAGAUGUUGUAUUCCAUCAUCCCUUCAGUAUUCAUGCCUCUUGUAUCAAUGAGUCACCUACAAGUACUAUUCGAUUGGCCACCGACUUGCGCUUUGUUAACCCAGAGGCUCCGUAUGACACUCGAUGGACAAACUACUGGUACCCUAAUGAGUAA
Rhizoctonia solani is the source of this 903-nucleotide messenger RNA. Its product is annotated as phytanoyl-CoA dioxygenase. The transcript has 6 exons. Bases 1 to 903 code for a protein of 300 amino acids. Lineage: Eukaryota; Fungi; Basidiomycota; Agaricomycetes; Cantharellales; Ceratobasidiaceae. The record is from RefSeq and is a predicted model, not a curated record.